Molecule: messenger RNA, 2305 nt
Organism: Styela clava
Lineage: Eukaryota; Metazoa; Chordata; Ascidiacea; Stolidobranchia; Styelidae
Source: RefSeq, a predicted model, not a curated record
UUUUGUUUUCGGUUUCUCAAGCAGGCGGUGCAGUGUAGGCGUCAACCUCUUCUGUAAAGUAGUCUGAUACCGCCGUUUUUUGAUUCUUCCGGAGCUAGAUUUCAAAAUGCCUAGGGCAAAGCCAACCAAGCCAGGCGAUCCUGGGUCGCCAUAUCGAUGUGUAGAAAGUUUUGAUAGUCUCAUGUUCUCAAACUAUGAUGGCGAGCGAACCAUUGAUAAAGUGUUUGAAAGAGCAGUGCGUAAAUUCGGAAAUAAUCCUUGUUUUGGAACUCGUGAACUGAUUUCCGAAUCUGAUGAAGUGGUACCUGGUGGCAAGGUAAUGAAAAAGGCGACUUUCGGUGAUUACAAAUGGGUGACACUUAAUGAAGUCAACACAAAAAUAGAGAAUGUUGCAAAAGGCAUUGGGGCGCUUGGUAUAAGUGCAGGACAAAAUGUUGCUAUAUUUAUGGAAACACAAAAAGAAUGGAUGAUUGCAGCGCAGGCAUGCUUUAGAUAUAAUUUCACUUUAGUUACCGUGUACGCGACCUUAGGCGAGGAAGGAAUUACAUACGCUCUCGCCCAAACUGAAACACAAUGCGUUAUAACAAGUGGAAAUCUUUUGGCGACCAAAUUAAAAAACUGCUUUGCUAGUUUGCCACGACUCAACACAAUCGUGUAUGUAGAUACGGGCAAUGACAUCAGUGGUAUUCCGAACAAUAUCCAAACGAAGACUUUCGCGGAAGUUGAAAAUCUGGGAAGUUCAAGAGGUCAAAAUAUCAAACGCGAGCAGACUUCUCCCGACGACUGCGCGAUCAUCAUGUACACAAGUGGAACAACUGGAAACCCGAAAGGGGUCAUGAUCAGUCACGGAAAUUUCGUGGCGGCCAUGUCUGGAAUAUCAUCCAGAAUACCUAAUUUGUCGCCAAAUGAUACAUAUAUUGCAUACUUGCCUUUGGCUCAUGUGCUCGAGCUGGCAGCUGAAUCGGUGACGUUGUGCGGGGGUGCCAGGAUUGGAUACUCUUCUCCGUUAACAGUCACUGACAAGUCUCUCCGAAUAAAACCGGGCACGAAAGGAGAUUCGUCGGCUUUACAGCCAACUUUGAUGGCCGCUGUUCCAGCAAUCAUGGAACGCAUGAGAAAGACAAUAAUGCAAACUGUUGGUGAAGCUAACUUUCUUAGACAAGGUUUAUUCAGCUUUGGCUAUUCUUACAAGCUCGGCUGCGUGAAUAAUGGUCAAGACACGCCCAUUCUAAAUAGAAUUAUAUUUAAAAACACAAGAGCAGUUCUCGGAGGUAAAGUUAGAAUAAUGCUGUCGGGCGGUGCACCACUUGAUGCUCAAACUCAGCGUUUCAUGAACGUCUGCAUGUGUUGUCCCGUCGGGCAGGGGUAUGGAUUAACAGAGACUUGUGGUGCUGGUACAAUAACACAGGUCUUAACUGACCAUUCAACUGGAACUGUUGGACCUCCUUUGCCUAGUGCAGAGUUCAAACUUGUUCCAUGGGCAGAUGGCGGUUACUUUCCAACAAACAAGCCCAAUCCCCAAGGUGAAGUGUGGAUUGGGGGUCCCAUCGUUACUCAAGGUUAUUAUAAGAAUGAGCAGAAAACAGCAGAAGAUUUUCAUGUGGAUGAAAACGGCCAACGUUGGUUUAAAACUGGUGACAUUGGAGAAAUAGCGAGCGACGGGAGCCUCAAAGUGAUUGAUCGGAAAAAAGAUCUCGUUAAAUUGUCGCAUGGAGAAUACAUUGCCGUGGGGAAUAUUGAAUCCAAAUUGAAAGCGUCGCCUAUGGUUGACAAUAUCUGGCUAUAUGCCAAUUCAAUGAAUCCAACAUCAAUGGCUUUUGUAGUUCCAAAUGAGAAGGCGUUUAGGGCGCUAGCGUUAACUAAGGGUAUCACGUCUGAAACCAUGGAAGAGAUAUGUCAGAACAAGGGCAUGGUCAAGGAGAUGGAACAAGCAAUUAAACAAGCCAGCGAUAUUGCCAAGUUGCAAAAAUUUGAGAUCCCACAGAAAUUGUGUCUGGAGCCGGAACCUUGGACCCCAGAAGCAGGGCUCAUCACCUCGGCUUUCAAGUUGAAGAGAAAAGCACUAGAGAGUCAUUACGCAGCAAAAAUAGAGGAGAACUUUCCACAUUCUUAAAAAAAUUAUCAAAAUUCGUAUAUUUGAAAACCAGUCAUAUUGAAUUUCCUAUAUCGUUUCGUGUAAUUGUUUAAAUAUUUGGCAUUUUAUUUUUGUUUAAAAGUUACCGGUUCGCUCUAAACACGUUUUGAUUGUAGUUUUUUAAAAGUUUUUGUGUCUUCUAUUUGAAAUUCUAAAGUUCUUGUUCAGUAA